AUGGCGAAAGCAGAGUCCUCCAAGGCGGCCGCCAGCAAUGGCAUCAAGGCCAAUCCCAACGCACAAGGAGGUGCUAACUACGAGCUGCCAUGGGUGGAGAAAUACCGACCUGUGUUCCUCGACGAUGUCGUCGGCAAUACAGAGACAAUCGAGCGCCUCAAAAUCAUUGCAAAGGAUGGAAACAUGCCGCACGUCAUUAUAUCGGGAAUGCCUGGUAUCGGAAAGACGACUUCGAUCCUCUGCCUCGCGCGUCAGAUGCUCGGUGAUGCAUACAAAGAAGCCGUGCUCGAGCUCAAUGCUUCCGACGAGCGCGGUAUCGACGUUGUAAGAAACAGAAUAAAGGGUUUUGCGCAGAAGAAGGUGACCCUACCUCCAGGCAGGCAGAAGUUGGUCAUCCUGGACGAGGCGGACAGCAUGACGAGCGGAGCACAACAGGCGCUGCGACGGACGAUGGAGAUUUACAGCAGCACCACUCGAUUCGCUUUCGCUUGCAAUCAGUCGAACAAGAUCAUCGAGCCUCUGCAAUCCCGCUGCGCCAUCCUGCGAUACGCCCGCCUUACCGAUGCCCAAAUCGUGCACCGGCUUAUGCAGGUCAUCGAGGCAGAGAACGUGGAAUUCUCGGACGAUGGCGUUGCUGCUCUUGUCUUCUCAGCCGAAGGCGACAUGCGGCAAGCUAUAAACAACCUGCAAUCGACGAACGCUGGUUUUGGGUUCGUAAAUGGGGACAACGUCUUCAAGGUGGUGGAUAGCCCGCAUCCAAUCAAAGUCCAGGCUAUGAUCAAGGCAUGCCACGAGUGCAGGGUAGACGAUGCUCUCACAACAUUGAAGGAGCUCUGGGAUCUGGGAUAUAGCUGUCACGACAUCAUCAGCACCAUGUUCAAGGUCACAAAAACGAUCGAUAGCCUGAGCGAACACGCGAAGUUGGAGUUUAUCAAGGAAAUCGGCUUCACUCACAUGCGCAUCCUCGAAGGCGUUCAAACACUCCUCCAACUCUCCGGCUGCGUCGCACGUCUCUGCAAGAUAAACAUGCAACCGCAACUGUUCGCACUUCCUUCGAAAUAG
Messenger RNA from Didymosphaeria variabile, 1062 nucleotides. RefSeq names its product replication factor C subunit 4 (gene RFC4). Gene Ontology annotation, biological process: DNA repair; DNA-templated DNA replication. The record is from RefSeq and is a predicted model, not a curated record. NCBI's taxonomy places the organism in Eukaryota, Fungi, Ascomycota, Dothideomycetes, Pleosporales, Didymosphaeriaceae. The coding region runs from base 1 to 1062 and encodes 353 amino acids. Gene Ontology annotation, cellular component: nucleus; DNA replication factor C complex; Ctf18 RFC-like complex. Gene Ontology annotation, molecular function: DNA clamp loader activity; ATP binding; ATP hydrolysis activity. The transcript has 3 exons.